AUGCCUCGUCCUCUUCCUCGGGCUCGCGUGUCGAGUGAAGCCCCCUCGGAAACAUCCUCCUCGACGUCACCGGAACGAGCCGCAGACGAUGACACCGACUUCUUCAUGGCCCAGGCCAACGACUCGCAAUCUUCGAUCGGUAUCACCAAUUUCCGCGAUUCCCACGUGCAGAGUAGUCGAUCGGCUCCUGUGCCUCCGAUCGGGCGCCUCCCGCCCGAGAUCUUGAUCGCCAUCUUCUCCAAGCUCGUCUCACCCUCGACAUGCGAAACUGCAUGCUCGUGUGUCGCAACUGGGCUUCAAACUCAGUGGAGCGUGACCUCAACUCUUGGGGCGCCGGAUAGUCUCUUCACCUAUGGGGAUCUGAUCAAGCGACUCAAUCUCUCGGCCCUAACCGAGGAGGUCAGCGAUGGCACGGUCGCGCCAUUCACACAGUGCAAGCGCGUUGAGCGCUUGACCUUGACGAAUUGCUCUAAGCUUACGGACAAAGGGGUGUCGGAGCUUGUAGAGGGCAAUCGGCAUCUACAGGCGCUGGAUGUCUCUGAGCUGCGCGAGUUAACCGAUCACACUCUUUACGCGGUUUCUCGUAACUGCCCGCGAUUGCAGGGCCUGAAUAUCACAGGCUGCUCCAAGGUGACCGACGACUCGCUACUGAUCAUAUCGCAAAAUUGCCGCCAGAUCAAGAGGUUAAAACUCAAUGGUGUUUCUAAUGUUACGGAUCGGUCAAUCAUGUCUUUCGCAGAUAAUUGCCCGGCCAUCCUGGAGAUCGAUUUGCACGACUGUAAACUCGUCACUAGCCCAUCAGUAACGGCACUGAUCACCACGCUCCGCCACCUCCGAGAACUCCGCCUUGCUCAUUGCACGGAGAUUAAUGAUUCGGCCUUCAUGAACUUGCCCGAGCGCAUCACCUUUGACAGUCUGCGAAUCCUUGAUAUGACAGCCUGUGAGAAUGUCAAGGACGAUGCCAUUGAGCGAAUCGUGAACGCUGCUCCUCGACUACGAAAUUUGGUAUUGGCGAAGUGCCGCUUCAUCACAGAUCGCUCAGUGCAGGCUAUUUGCCGAUUGGGCAAAAACCUCCACUAUGUGCAUCUUGGCCACUGCUCAAACAUCACUGACACGGCAGUCAUUCAACUCAUCAAAUCUUGCAAUCGCAUUAGAUAUAUCGAUCUGGCUUGCUGCAAUCGCUUGACCGAUAUAAGUGUGCAGCAGUUGGCCAGUUUGCCUAAGCUGCGUCGUAUCGGCUCAUCCCCUCGAACAAAUCACCCGAUGGUUAGCAACCUGGAGCGUGUGCACCUGAGCUACUGUGUUGGGCUGAACAUGGACGGCAUUCGACCUCUGAUCAACAAUUGCCCGCGACUCACUCACUUGAGCUUGACUGGCGUACCGGCUUUCAUGGAAGACAACCUUACUGCUUUCUGCCGGGAAGCUCCUCCAGAGUUCACGCAGCAACAAAGAGACGUCUUCUGCGUCUUUAGUGGCGAGGGCGUGACACGACUCCGCGAGUACCUGAACCGGGACAUCGGAACGACGCGAGGAGAGACAGAGGCCACGAUGUACGAUGACGACGAAGAGCUAGACGAAGAUGAAGGCCAGGUGACGGGACUGAUGCAUGCGACAGACCUCAAUGAUGAAGAUUAUAUCGACGUCGGGCCUCUCAACGAAUGA
Messenger RNA from Penicillium maclennaniae, 1662 nucleotides. Its product is annotated as putative ubiquitin ligase complex F-box protein GRR1. Gene Ontology annotation, cellular component: SCF ubiquitin ligase complex. The coding region runs from base 1 to 1662 and encodes 553 amino acids. The record is from RefSeq and is a predicted model, not a curated record. Gene Ontology annotation, molecular function: protein binding. The transcript is spliced from 5 exons. Lineage: Eukaryota; Fungi; Ascomycota; Eurotiomycetes; Eurotiales; Aspergillaceae. Gene Ontology annotation, biological process: SCF-dependent proteasomal ubiquitin-dependent protein catabolic process.